Colletotrichum gloeosporioides is the source of this 3414-nucleotide messenger RNA. Its product is annotated as Aspyridones cluster regulator apdR. Gene Ontology annotation, molecular function: FAD binding; RNA polymerase II cis-regulatory region sequence-specific DNA binding; DNA-binding transcription activator activity, RNA polymerase II-specific. Gene Ontology annotation, biological process: regulation of transcription by RNA polymerase II; DNA-templated transcription. Lineage: Eukaryota; Fungi; Ascomycota; Sordariomycetes; Glomerellales; Glomerellaceae. The transcript has 3 exons. Gene Ontology annotation, cellular component: nucleus. The record is from RefSeq and is a predicted model, not a curated record. The coding region runs from base 1 to 3414 and encodes 1137 amino acids.
AUGGAGCGACAACCCCGUCGACGUCGGAGGCCCGCUCUCUCCUGCCUGGAAUGCCGUCGGCGAAAGAUCAAGUGCGACCGCGACGACCCCUGCACGCACUGCGUCUCUGCCAAAAUUCAAUGCACCUACAAAACUUACAGAAACGAUCCGGAGACUCGGGGGUUGACCCCUCGGAGCGACGCUGGCCGCGCGCUAUCAAAUUCGGCUUCGCGCCCAGCAUCGCCUGCAGUAGCAGGACAGGGACCGCCACCCAAUCUCGGUCGAUCGUUCCAAGAUAUUGCGGACAUCGCUUCCGCUCAGACAAUCCGGGCGGAUGAGAGACGUACCGGAACCUCAAAUGUCGUGGGAACUCACAACAUAUCCCCUCAGAAUCGUAGUUCCGAAGCAGAGCCAGAUCUACGAGAUCUUUUGCGACGAUUACGAAAACUUGAGCAAGACUCGACGGGCCUAAAUAAUCUCGGCUCGCCUGAACUGGCACGUCAUGUACUCUCCAGUACCCAUGGGCCGCAAGAUUCCCAAGUUGUCUUGAAAAAGACGAGACUCUGGAAAUGGAGCGACUGGAUGGGAGAAUCUGAAGAGUUUGAAACUGUAUUGGCCUGGUUUACAGCAUACAUCGAGGCCAAGGACCCUGCUAAAGAGGUAUCUUUCCAAGAGGCCGGAACCCAAGCCCUCGCUAUUGAAAUCGGCAAUCUGUACGAAAGUUGCAAAGUUUUGGCAAGAAGACUCAAGAUUUGCCGCCCUACCAGAAACAUUUCAAGCCCAUCACCAAGCUUGAUGCCUCCCUCUCGAGAAGUUGCCGACGCAAUGGUUAGUGCCUACCUCAACUCAUUUGAGUUGGUGCAUCGGAUUUUACACGUACCAACUUUUUGGGCCGAGUACUGCGAGUACUGGGAUCAUCCGGAAACCACAACUAUGGAUGUUCGCCUGAAGAUAUUGCUCGUCAUCGGCAUGGGUUCAAGCUUGUCGGAACUUGGAGAUGCCACGCUCCGGCAAACUGCGACCCAUUGGGUCUACGCCGCUCAAAGCUGGCUAUCUGGGCCUCUGGAGAAAGACAGGCUUGGCUUGUCGGGUCUUCAAGUCCAUUGUCUCACGAUGCUCGCACGCCAAAUAUUCUCGGUCGGCGGAGACCUGAUAUGGGUAUCAAUGGGGUCGCUCAUUCAUCGAGCUAUGCAAAUUGGACUGCACCGCGACCCCAAGCAUUUGCCAAGAAUGUCGUUUCUUCAGGCGGAGCUGCGAAGAAGGCUGUGGGCAACCAUUCUUGAGCUGGCUGUACAGUCCUCUUUGGACUCAGCCAUGCCUCCAAGACUAUCGUUUGAUGAGUUCGAUACAGAGACCCCAUCGAAUAUCAAUGACGAUGAGAUGGAUCAGUCAACUGAGAUGGCCGAACCGCAUCCGAAAGAUGGAUUCACAGACACCUCAAUUCAGCUGUUGCUUUUAAGUAGCCUUCCGACCCGCUUGAAGAUUCUUCGAUUACUGAAUGAUCUGCGCUCGGAACUCUCAUACACAGAUGCCCUUGCACUCAGCGAUGAGAUUACUACGGCUUGCAGAGAAAAUAUGGCGUUUGGCAAAAGAUUUGAGGGUCGAGAGAUAACCAAGUUCCAUCGAAAUCUCGUAGAUUACUUGGUACGGCGCUUCAUGCUACCUCUGCAUUGUCCUUUCGCCAGCAAAGCGCGGUCGAACCCCCUAUUCCAUUACUCGAUCAGAGCCAGCCUGGACGCUUCCAUGGCUAUCAUUUCUCCGGAACCUGACGAGAAGUUUUCCCGACUGAUGGCUGUGUCUGGUGGUCUUUUCAGAGAAGGAUUCAGAUAUGCCAUAGCGACUAUUAGUCUGGAAUUCCUUGCCGUGGCGAAGUCGCAGCAGCUGAGUGGGACCAUUCAUCGGGACGAUCGUUACAGAACGCUCCUGAAGAGCUCGGUCGAAGACAUGAUUGAGAUGUCAGCCGAGAGAAUCCGACAAGGAGAUACUAAUAUCAAGGGUCACAUGUUUCUCAGCAUGAUUGUAGCUCAAGUCAAAGCAAUGGAGGAGGGUCACUCUGGGGAGCAGAUGAUUGCGCAGAGUGCAAAGAACAGCCUCGAAUUCUGCCAUUCUGUACUUCAGAGAAGACUAGAAAAUGCUCCAUCCCCAUGGAGCACUGACACAUCCACGAUGACAAUGGCACCCAUGAGAAUCCUUAUCAGCGGCGGUGGUAUCGCCGGGACCUCUUUGGCAUUCUGGCUUUCCAAGCUUGGCCAUGAUAUCACAGUGGUCGAGUGGUUCCCAACUUUGCGGGCAACCGGUCUUCAAUUGGACCUCCGCGGCCACGGCAUCGAAGUCAUGAAACGGAUGGGUCUUGAUCAGGCCUUCCGCGCCAAGUCAGCUCCUGAGCAGGGCCUGCUGAUAGUCGACAGCUCCGGACAACGCCGCGCUUACUUCCCAGCCAACACGUCCGGCAAAGGACUUCAAAGCUUCACAACCGAAUACGAAAUCAUGAGAGGCGAUCUCUGUCGCAUCAUCUACGACGCUACCAAGAACCGAGCCAAGUACGUCUUUGGUACGUCCGUUGAGAAAUUCGAGCAGAUGGGCAACGGAGUAGAAGUGCUCUUCAGCAACGGGGAGACGGAUACCUUCGACCUUUUGGUAGGUGCCGAUGGGCAAGGCUCUCGUACCCGCAAGAUGAUGCUGGGGGCGAAGCAAACAGAUGGCUUCGAACCCCUUGGGGGUUCCUACGCUGGGUACUUCACGAUUCCCAAGCCGAUUCAGGAGGGGGAGGGAUACAAUGCCACCGCUUACAUCGGCACCAACAAUCGCACCAUCAUGACCCGGAGACACAGUCCCGACCAGACACAGAUCUAUCUCAUGUGCAGAACUAACUCGGAGGAGAUCAAGAAUGCUCGCCGGGAGGGAGUUGAGAAGCAAAAGGAAGCGAUAGCAAAGGUCUUUGAUGGUGCCGGAUGGGAGACAAAAGACAUUCUUGAGAGAAUGACGAAGUCGACCGACUUUUAUUGCGAACAUAUCGGCCUCGUCAAGAUGAAUGGUUGGUCGAAGGGCAACGUUACUCUUGUUGGAGACGCAGCAUACUGCCCUUCAGUGAUGACUGGGAUGGGCACAACAUCGGCUGUUGUUGGCGCGUACGUCCUGGCUGGGGAGAUCAGCAAACAUUGCGGUAACAAGGACUCCAAGGACGGUCUUGGGAAGGCUCUCAGAGCCUACGAACAGAAGUUUCGGCCUUUCAUGGAUCAGGUACAGCAUGGCAUCUCAGGCGAUGCUUUCAUCUGGAAGAUCUGGCCCACGACACCAUUCGGAAUCGGCAUUCUGAACUUCCUUCUGGGUUUGGUCUCAUUGCUGAGACUUAAUGUGCUUGGGGAGUGGCUGUUGAAGGAGAAUGUGAAGUGGGAACUGCCAGAGUAUGAAGAAGUGGGUUCGAUGCGCCUUUAG